CGCAGGGCCGCUCUGGCUGGAGAAGCGCUUCCGGUGCCGGCUCAGGCGGCGCUUUUCGGGUGCUGCAAGCAGCGCGGGCGGCGGGGAGCGAGUCCAGGACUAUGUCUGGAGAACUUCCACCGAACAUUAACAUCAAGGAACCUCGAUGGGAUCAAAGCACCUUUGUUGGACGAGCCAAUCAUUUCUUCACUGUGACAGAUCCCAGGAAUAUCCUGUUAACCAACGAACAACUAGAGAAUGCAAGAAAAAUAGUGCAUGAUUACAGGCAAGGAAUUAUUCCUCCAGGUCUUACAGAAAAUGAAUUAUGGAGAGCAAAGUACAUCUAUGAUUCAGCUUUUCAUCCUGACACGGGUGAAAAGAUGAUUUUGAUAGGAAGAAUGUCAGCUCAGGUUCCAAUGAACAUGACCAUCACAGGUUGUAUGAUGACAUUUUAUAGGACCACACCGGCGGUGCUGUUCUGGCAGUGGAUCAACCAGUCCUUCAACGCCGUGGUCAAUUACACCAACAGAAGCGGAGACGCUCCCCUCACUGUAAAUGAGUUGGGAGCCGCUUACGUUUCCGCGACAACUGGUGCGGUGGCAACAGCUCUAGGACUUAACGCGUUAACCAAGCAUGUCUCACCGCUCAUAGGACGUUUUGUUCCCUUUGCUGCUGUGGCUGCUGCUAAUUGCAUUAAUAUCCCAUUAAUGAGGCAAAGGGAGCUCAAAGUUGGCAUUCCCGUCACCGAUGAGAAUGGGAACCGCUUGGGUGAGUCCGCCAACGCUGCAAAACAAGCCAUCACGCAAGUCGUCGUCUCCAGGAUUCUCAUGGCAGCCCCGGGCAUGGCCAUCCCUCCAUUUAUCAUGAACACUUUGGAGAAGAAAGCCUUCCUAAAGCGGGAUACGGUAGAACAGGAUGACUCACUUGGCUCAUGCGGUUUGGAAAGUGGCCCUGGUAGAUCUGCCAAGAAAAAGGAGCCCGGUUUCUCGCUGGAGGAGCAGAGGUUCCCGUGGAUGAGCGCACCUAUUCAAGUUGGAUUAGUUGGCUUUUGUUUGGUAUUUGCUACACCUCUGUGCUGUGCUCUGUUUCCUCAGAAAAGUUCCAUGUCUGUGACAAGCUUGGAGCCUGAUUUGCAAGCCAAGAUCCAAGAGACCUAUCCUGAAUUACGACGUGUAUACUUUAAUAAGGGGUUGUAAAGUAGCAGAAGAAACUCUACAGCUUAUACCGCCCACUGCAAACCUGGUGAGGAAAAGCCUGUUCAACCUGGGUUCUCCCAGUUACAGAAACCUUUUAAAGACCCACAUUAGCCUUUUAGAGUCAAGCUGCUACUUUGAGCACAGCACCUGGUAUGGGCCAGGCGCCCAACAACCUGUUGGCUCCCUUACAUUUGAAUCACGAUGUAAUUUACAGAAAUACCCUUCCUCUAGCUUUUAUAGUAAUUGUUUUCCAAAGACGAUAUACCAGCCCUCACCCAGAGUUUUAAAAAGCACUGCUAGACAUAGAGUAGAUGUUUAGCAUACCCUCAAUAAAUAUGUAUGGACUGUCAGUGAGUGGAAAGGAAAUCUGUUUGAAAUACUGAGUUUUUUUACCCCAUUUUUGUUUCAAAUCACUCAGCAGUGAUUGGAGAAAACACAAAAGCUCUGAGCCUAAGCUAUAAAAAGUGACUCGUAAAUAUUAAGGACAUUUGCUUCCACUUUGGGCAGUGCAUAACCCAAAGUAGAUGUGGAGCCUUUUGGAUUUAUAGGGUAAAAGCUCUUCCAUCUACUUCCCGAAAGUCACAGUAACAGACAAAUGUGAUGAGCCAUCCCAGCUGUCAGCAGCUACAUGCGUUCAUAUCGCUGGUAGAUUUCUUUGGUUGACUCUGAAAUUUAUUCUGUUUUACAUUCCUGUGAAGUUAAUCUUACUUUGCACUUGUUGACUUUAUAUUCAAUUAUUUACGUCAAAUCAAAUAACUGAAAUGUACAAAUAUCUAAUUUUGGAAGUAUGUUCAAUACUGUAUGACUGGGUUGGAUCUGCUUUAUUUGAUCUUUUUAGCAGUGAGAGCACAGGUCCAGCUAGCUACAUAUCUUUUCUUCUCAUAGACCCCUUUGGCUCUCAGAAAGAUAGGGAAAUGAUGUGUGUGUGAAUCAGUGAUGAAUGAAUUGUACUUGGAUAUCGUGUGUUACAUUACACCCUGUUUGAAAACAAGGAGUCCAUGGACCACUGUUUACAUCAUCUGUAGUAGCUUCACAUAUGUUUAAUGUAACAUUAUGUUUCAAGUCUGAAGAUGUUCAAGGCCUGUGCCGGGUGGUGGCUGUGUGGAGUGAGGCCACUCAGUUCGAUUGUAAUUCAGAGACUUGUAAGUGGGGGGGCGAGGGAUGUAGAAACUAGUUUUGACAGAUUUUUCCAGACAAUGUGACCAGACUGAAUUUCCUCAUAAAGAAAAAAUGGUGUGCCUUGUGUCUGUGUUUCUCUUUUCUCUGAAAGGAUUAAAGGAUCUGAAGCUUGGGGCCACUCUGAACCUUCCUUUGUGCCACCAGAAUUUUCUCAUUUAGUUUUUCUGUCUGAAACCAUUUGAGGCAAACUAGCUUCCCCAUGCCAUGCUGGCCUUGGAUGUGUUUUGCUGCCAUCGAUGCUUCUCUUUAAAAAGUAGGAAGAGCCUGAUUCAAGGCAGAUCUCCAUGAGGUGAUGAAAGGGUGCUUUUUAAGAAGAAUCUGAAGCCCCCCCCCCCAACAACCUGCCCUGGUUAAUCUCAGAAUUCUUAUUCCCCAACCCCCUUACCUGUUGUCUCCAUCUCAGUAUCUUAACCUUCCCUGAGAAAUUCAUCAACAUCUGGCUCGAAGGUUGAUGAUCUAACUGAAACAGUAUACACACCAGGAAGGGAUCAUGAACACGGAGACGUGUCUUUUUAAACAUUAUUAACCGAAGCUUCCAACUCUUGAUGCUUUUAUAUAGAAAUAUGAACUGUAUUGUUUAAUUGUGGUUUAUAAAAAGGAACAAAUGAACCAAGAUUGGCAAUUUUGCUGAUCUCUUAGACAUACCUUUUCUGGAGAAAAAUCCUACAUGAAGUGCAAUGAGCUUAUAAAGGUAAAUGGAUACCCGUAUUUCUAUCAACGUCAUUAGGAAUUACAAUCGUGCGUAUUUUACUGACUGCUAGUUUUUAUUUCAGUAUUAGCACAGCGUCUCGCCAGUGUUGGAAUCAAUGUAUUAUUUCAGUUCAACUGGAUGAAAUGUUAAAUAAACUCAGAAUGAAAAUAAA
This is a messenger RNA of Neogale vison (American mink), 3217 nucleotides long. RefSeq names its product sideroflexin 1 (gene SFXN1). The coding region runs from base 102 to 1175 and encodes 357 amino acids. NCBI's taxonomy places the organism in Eukaryota, Metazoa, Chordata, Mammalia, Carnivora, Mustelidae. Gene Ontology annotation, cellular component: mitochondrial inner membrane. The record is from RefSeq and is a predicted model, not a curated record. Gene Ontology annotation, biological process: monoatomic ion transport; serine import into mitochondrion. The transcript is spliced from 12 exons. Gene Ontology annotation, molecular function: monoatomic ion transmembrane transporter activity.